AAGGAGCUAGUUCUUGCAGCUCUCUUCCUCUGUCUGUGUGUGUCUCUCUCUCUUUCAACAGUUUCUGUGUCUUUAUUUUCUUUUUCUCUGUAGACAGACAAGGAAGAAAAGAAGAAAGAAAGAGAGAGAAUUUAUUUUUUAUUUUUUAUUUUUGUUGAAUUUGAUAAUAAUAAUCAUAGGAGGAACAAUAAUUAUAAGAAUAAUAAGAAUAUGGGGUGUUUUCCCUGCACUGGAAAAUCAAGCAAGCGAUCAGAGAGAAGCAACAAUAAUAGCAUUAAACACAAUGAUCAAACACAACCCACUUCAGUGUGGAACCCUUUUCUUCAUCUUUGAAAAAUUGAUCAUAAUCGAAUUCUCGGAUCAUUGAAAGUAAAGCCAUUAGCAAAUGUAAAGAAAGAGGAGACUUCUAAUGAUGAUCAGUUAUCUUUGGAUGUAAAGAAUUUAGAUUUAAUGGAUGAGGUUUCUAACAAUGCAAGAAACAAUGGGAAGCUUGCCCAAACAUUUACCUUUGAGGAGCUUGCUGCCGCAACAGGCAAUUUCCAGUCAGAUUGUUGCUUGGGUGAAGGAGGUUUCGGCAAAGUUUACAAGGGGUAUUUGGAUAAAAUCAACCAGGUUGUUGCUAUUAAGCAACUUGAUCGAAAUGGCCUUCAAGGGACUAGGGAGUUUGUAAUUGAAGUAUUGACGUUAAGUCUAGCAGAUCAUCCCAAUCUUGUCAAGUUGAUUGGGUAUUGUGCUGAGGGAGAUCAGAGGCUAUUGGUGUAUGAGUACAUGUCAUUAGGAUCUCUAGAAAACCAUCUGCAUGAUCUUCCACAUAAUAGGCAACCACUUGAUUGGAACACAAGAAUGAAAAUAGCUGCUGGUGCAGCAAAGGGUUUAGAAUACUUACAUGACAAAAUGAAACCUCCUGUUAUAUAUCGUGAUCUGAAAUGCUCCAAUAUUUUGAUUGGUGAGGACUAUCAUCCAAAGCUGUCUGAUUUUGGCCUGGCCAAAGUGGGACCCAGUGGGGAUAAAACUCAUGUUUCUACAAGGGUUAUGGGCACAUAUGGGUAUUGUGCGCCAGACUAUGCAAUGACAGGUCAACUGACAUUUAAAUCAGAUGUUUAUAGCUUUGGAGUGGUUCUUUUGGAGCUCAUCACAGGCAGGAAAGCAAUUGAUCAAACAAGGGAUCGUAAUGAGCAGAAUCUUGUUGCUUGGGCACGACCUAUGUUCAAAGACCGGAGAAACUUUUCACGCAUGGUUGACCCUUUACUUAAAGGUCAAUAUCCUGUGAGAGGAUUGUACCAAGCUCUCGCCAUUUCUGCAAUGUGUGUUCAGGAGCAGCCUAAUAUGCGGCCUGCUGUGUCUGAUGUGGUUAUGGCUCUGAAUUAUCUGGCUUCUCAAAAAUAUGAUCCCCAAAUUGAUCCAGUCGAAGGCUCCCAUCGGACCUCAUCACCUCCUGGACUGAAGAAAGAUAAUGACAGAAGUGUAGGCAAUAUUUCUCCAUAGUCUAAUAAUAUGGAAGGCCAAAUAAAUGGUUGAUAGCUUUUUGUCGUGUUUAUUUAAAAGGGUGCCUGGUGUCAAUUUUUGUAAAAUGGAGAUAUCUGGCAGUAGUUCCAUCCUUGGACUUCUCUUACAGAAAAUUUCUGCCCUUGCUUCUUCUCUUCUGUUGUACAUGUGAGCUGGGAUUCUUGUAUGUAAGAUGCUGUCUCUGUAGGAACCAUUUCCUUAAUUCAAUAGACUAGCCUUGAUUAUUUUUCAUAGUAACAA
Messenger RNA from Hevea brasiliensis (rubber tree), 1746 nucleotides. Its product is annotated as probable serine/threonine-protein kinase PBL5. Gene Ontology annotation, molecular function: protein kinase activity; ATP binding. The record is from RefSeq and is a predicted model, not a curated record. NCBI's taxonomy places the organism in Eukaryota, Viridiplantae, Streptophyta, Magnoliopsida, Malpighiales, Euphorbiaceae. The transcript is spliced from 6 exons. The coding region runs from base 451 to 1485 and encodes 344 amino acids. Gene Ontology annotation, biological process: protein phosphorylation.